CGGUUUUCUAGCCAGUCCUUUCCCUUUUCUCUCACAUCUUCUGUUGCUUCCUUUUCUUUUUAUUUUUGAUUAAUUUAAAUUAUCUUUCUCUCUCCUCCUUCCUCUCUCUUCCUUCCACCGGAAAACACCUCAUUUCGCCGGCGUCCUCCAUCUACUCCGCGUCCACAAUCGGAAAAUCCGUUUACAUUAUCCGAACUCGGUAUAAUUCGGAUCUCUCCGAGUUUGACUCGGUUCCGUUAAAUGUUUGGCGCGUUUUAGAAGAAUGUGGGGUCCUCGAUGGGGAAGAUCGUGAUCUAGGGUUUGGAUUUUGGAGGUUUGGAGUCUACUAGUCGGUUAAAAUUUCUUUAAUCAGAAAUUUAAAACACGGAGGCCUAUAGAGCACCAACACGGCAUGAAAUGGUUGAAGGAAGGGUCUGUCUGUCCAAAGAGGCCAGAAAUGGGUUAGAAUUCCUGAAGCAUAAAAGGCUUCAGCGAAUGAAAUCAGAAACUGUUACUGACACAGUAAAUGUUCCUAACAUGAUGAGUAGAAGUGGAGGAGAUGCUUUAAGGGCUUCAGCAUCUUGUGGUGUUAGAUUACAUGGUAAUGUGGAUUCAUUUGUUCCCUCAGAUUAUCCUUCAAGUGCAAAGGAUGCCUUUACAAAGAAAAAGGUCGAUAAGUUUGACACAAGUGAUCUAGAAUGGACAGAUAAAAUUCUGGAAUGCCCUGUUUACCAUCCUACAAAGGAAGAGUUUGAGGAUCCUUUAUUGUACUUACAAAAAAUAGCCCCAGAUGCUUCAAGAUACGGCAUAUGCAAGAUUGUUUCUCCCAUAACUGCUUCUGUUCCAGCUGGUGUUGUACUAACGAAAGAGAAAGCUGGUUUUAAGUUUACAACCAGAGUACAACCUCUUCGUCUUGCGGAGUGGGAUAAUGAUGAUAGGGUCACCUUUUUCAUGAGUGGAAGAAAUUAUACAUUUCGUGAUUUCGAGAAAAUGGCGAACAAGGUUUACGCUCGUAGAUAUUGUAGUGCCAGUUGUCUUCCUACAUCUUACCUGGAAAAAGAAUUUUGGCAUGAAAUUGCUUGUGGAAAGACAGAAACUGUUGAAUAUGCAUGUGAUGUUGAUGGUAGUGCCUUCUCAUCAUCUUCCAGUGAUCCACUCGGAAAUAGCAAUUGGAACUUGAAGAAUGUUUCGCGGCUGCCAAAGUCUAUUUUACGUCUUCUGGAAACGGCUAUUCCGGGGGUAACAGAUCCAAUGCUUUACAUUGGAAUGUUAUUUAGUGUAUUUGCCUGGCAUGUGGAGGAUCAUUACUUGUACAGUAUUAAUUACCAUCACUGUGGAGCCGCAAAAACUUGGUAUGGAAUUCCUGGUCAUGCAGCUUUAGCAUUUGAGAAGGUGGUUCGAGAACACGUGUAUACUCAUGAUAUUUUAUUAACUGAUGGAGAAGAUGGGGCUUUUGACGUUCUACUGGGGAAAACAACUUUGUUUCCCCCAAAUAUUUUGCUAGAACAUGGAGUCCCUGUUUACAAAGCUGUGCAAAAGCCUGGGGAGUUUGUUGUUACUUUCCCAAGAGCUUAUCAUGCUGGAUUUAGCCAUGGUUUUAAUUGUGGCGAGGCUGUUAACUUUGCAAUUGGUGAUUGGUUUCCAAUGGGGGCUGUUGCUAGCCGACGCUAUGCACUUCUAAACAGGAUGCCUCUUCUUCCACAUGAAGAGCUUUUGUGCAAAGAAGCCAUGCUUCUCAAUACAAGUCAAGAGCUUGAAGAAUCAGACCAUUCUUCUGCAGACUUGUCAACUCAUCAUUUUAUUAAAAGUUCUUUUAUCAAACUUAUGCAUUUCCUGCAUUAUGCACGUUGGUCUCUGAUGAAAUCAAGGACAUGUUCUGGCCUUUUGCCAAAUACCUAUGGAACUGUAGUCUGCAGCAUAUGCAAACGGGAUUGCUAUGUAGCUUUUCUUAACUGCAACUGUUACAUGCAUCCUGUCUGCCUUCGUCACGAUUUCACGUCUCUUGACUUCUCUUGUGGAAAGAAUUAUACGUUAUUUUUGAGGGAGGAUAUUUCAGUAAUGGAAGCUGCUGCCAAGAGGUUUGAGAAGGAAGAUGGAGUAGUACAGGAGAUUCAACGGCAAGCAAAAAGCGGGGAUGAUUUGUUUUGCUAUCCCUCUUCAAGUACAUUUCUGAGUGGAUUAGAGGAUGUAUACUCGCCUUAUUGUGAGAUUAAAUUUGAGUUCAAUACUGAGAGUUUCACGACACUUCAGAAUCAGUCACAAGACUUUAGCCAGUCUGCAUUAGUACAGGACAUUAAAGAUAGUAGACCUCUAAUCUCAGAAACUUCCGUCUCUUGUAAUGCAUCGAUACUGUAUCCUAUCAACGAGCAAAUUGGAAAUUCUUCAGCACCCAACAAUAAGCGAAAGGGAGAGGCUGACAUUAACAUUGAGAAUGGUGAUUCUGGAAAGUUCUCCGAAGAAGUAUCACACGGCAUGCAUGAGUCCUCUGUAUCUUCUUUAUCUCAUGAUGAAUGCCCAAGUACCAAGCAAGGUGAUUUACAUGGAUCAGAGGUUGGACCUAGUGUAGAUCAACACAGCGAUGAUUCUGAUUCAGAAAUGUUUAGAGUUAAGCGUCGUUCUUCUCUAAAAGUGGAGAAAAGAUUUGUCGCUGAUACUGUUUGUUCUAGGAAUUCUGAAAAUCAGGGGCUGAAACGAUUGAAGAAGCUUCAGUUUGAGGGUAGAUAUGGUCAAACAUUAUCGGGUUGCAGUCGAACUAAUGAUGAGAAAAGCCGAAAUGCUACAUGCACGUCAAAUUACAAGGAAGUUAUGGCGAGUGCAUCAAGGGACAGGUUUUCCAGGGCAAGUUCUAUUCCCAUAUCAAUCAAGAUUAAGAAGUCUUUCAACGAUGAUAAGAAGACGAGACAACAAGAACAACACAGAGUAGGUAAGUUCCAGCAUGAGCGGGGGAAGACCACUAGGGAACAACCACCGCGGAUAGAGAUUGGGCCUAAGCGUCUUAAAGUCAGAGGCCCAUCGUUUGUAGGGUCAGAGAGCAGGUUAGAUUGACUUUUGGAUCAUGUGAUUAACGAGAAAACUGGUUGGCCUGCCUCUGGAGCCAUUAUCUAGAGCCUGACUUUGCUAACUUAAUUUUCUCUAAUGGGAUUCUAACAACACGAGAAAUCCGAAAGAUUAAUUGUGGGAGCAGUGGAAAAAUUAACCAAGUUUAGGAAAUCUUUAUUCUUUUUGCGGGCCUCAAAUUGGGGUACUUUGCACGGAUGGUGAUUCUUCUAGUUCUGGUUCUGGAGGCGGGGUGUUUUUUUCGUCCUUCGUGAAUGCUGAAAGAAGAUUGUGGGUGUAAAUUUGUUUUUAGUGAUAUCAAUUCUUGUGAAGGAAGUUGGGUAUUCCCAUCUAUCCUUCUUUAAGGUCAUUCUGCUGCUUCCUGUUAGGUUCGUUAUUCUUUUUGUAGCAAUGGACUACUUUAAUAAAUACAGAGAAAUACCCUUUUUCUCUUUCA
This is a messenger RNA of Mercurialis annua (annual mercury), 3472 nucleotides long. RefSeq names its product lysine-specific demethylase JMJ13. The record is from RefSeq and is a predicted model, not a curated record. NCBI's taxonomy places the organism in Eukaryota, Viridiplantae, Streptophyta, Magnoliopsida, Malpighiales, Euphorbiaceae. The transcript is spliced from 11 exons. The coding region runs from base 397 to 3024 and encodes 875 amino acids. Gene Ontology annotation, cellular component: nucleus. Gene Ontology annotation, biological process: chromatin remodeling. Gene Ontology annotation, molecular function: histone demethylase activity.